CAAGGCUCCACUGCGCCUCACAUCUGGCUGGGGUUUUCUCUUUACGUAUUUGUCCUGGUUUCUUCCUCUCUUCCCUGACUUUCGAGAAACCGCAUUUCCGCUUCUGGCCAAAGAAAUCGUGGAGCUGUGGAGAUAAAGGUGCUGGGAGGGACUGGCUGUUGCUUGCACUGUUCCCCUACCCCCACUCCUUGCUUUUUUCCUUCCCUCGGGACUUUUCCCCCCUUGCUGUCUCUCCUUUCAAACAAGUCUGUGCUUUCCCUCAGACCUGGCUGGGGAGGAGAUUCCAGCCCCCAGGAGAUGCUCUAAAAGAGCGAGCCUCUGCUGAGGCAACAAGACAGUUGGUGCAAAGACAGACGAGGUAGAAAACAAAACCCUGAACCCGGAAAGUUAACAGCAAGAGCAAGAAAAAAUGAUUGGUUCCUACAAAUUUGGAUUCAUUUUUGGAUCCUGCCUGCUGCUGACUCUCAUCUGGUGUGACACAGCACUGGGCAGGGUAUCACAAAAGCAGCAACCUCAGAAGGACCAGGAGGAAACUCAGGAAGAGUUUAAGGUGGAAGUCCCACCAUCACCGUUGCCAGAUCACAUUGAAAAGGUUGAAGAUCACCAUGAAAAGAACAAUCCCAGCCUGGAAGAACAGUCCUCUGCCUCUCAGUGUUUCCGCUGUUGUGACUCAGGCAUCCCCAUGUACCAGCCAAUGCCAAUGCCAAUGCCCCAGAUCAAUAUCACUAUCUUAAAAGGUGAAAAGGGUGACAGAGGAGAGCGGGGCCUCCAAGGGAAAUUUGGCAAAACAGGAUCAAUAGGUGCCAGGGGCCAUGUUGGGCCAAAGGGACAAAAGGGUACAAUGGGGGCUCCUGGUGACCGAUGUAAGAACCACUAUGCUGCCUUCUCAGUGGGACGGAAGAAGCCCUUGCACAGCAAUGAUUACUAUCAGACGCUGAUUUUUGACAUGGAAUUUGUCAACCUCUACAGUCACUUCAACAUGUUCACAGGUAAAUUCUACUGCUACGUGCCUGGAAUCUACUUCUUCAGCCUCAAUGUGCACACCUGGAACCAGAAGGAGACCUAUCUCCACAUCAUGAAGAAUGAUGCUGAAGUGGUGAUACUCUAUGCCCAGCACCUUCCCUCUUUGAUAUUCAAGCACCAGGCUGAAUCCCUCCUGAAAUACCAUUCUCCUCCUGGAUCGCUGCUUCCACUCCAUCUACAUUCCACAGGAUUCUCAUUAAAUGAAAAAUGUUAUCUAUUCCUAAAUUUUGUAAUGCCUUUUUGUGUAACUUUGGAAAUUUCUUCAAUUAUCAGAGAAGGGAACAUGUGAGAAGGAUACUGGGGAUAUCCUGCUUCUAACAGGAUACAAAUCCCUUAAUAGCUUAAUAAUAUAGCUGAAUUUCCCAGAAAAAAAAGUUUCCAUUCCCAUUACUGGAACUAAUUAGGAAACAUUUAAAGGGUUACUAAACAGAACAAAGUAUAUCAUGGAAAAUAAGAGUAGUUAUUUUAUCUUCCCACUGAAUGAAGUUCUACCCCAGAGAAAAUUGCUUUUAGCACAUAGUUCUAGGAAUAUUCUUUACAGCUCCCAGGACUACUGGUAUUUCAAUCACAGGAAAGUUGAGGAAAGAGUUGUUAUAAGGAUAGAUCAAUUUCUAUUGGCUUCAUUACCAAGCCUUCCUUAUGAAUUGACUAGAUUGACUUUUUCCCCUCUUAUACCUUUUUCAGGACAUUGCCAGGAUAGAAAGUGUCACUGUGAAAGUAAAAAAAGUUGUGUCCAAAGAGUACCCACUAACCUUGUCUGCUAUGAGGAAUGUGUGGGUAGGAAAGUCCCUCCAAUAUUGCGAGCUCAAAUGAUACAAUUGGUGUUCACAUGAUGGCAGCUAUUCCUUUGCCUAGCUGUCAUCUAGAAUAGCUUGUUAUUAAAAGAACCAAGCAAAGUCUGACUUGGCUUCUCUUUACUUGGGGCAGAUGAGUGUAGGAACUAAUGAGUAACUUCAAAAAGAAACAAGCUAAGCCAUUUUAGUUGCCUUCCUGGUUGUUUACUGAUAUGUGUGACUAUUUUAGAGAUUAAGCCUACAGUCCCCAUGAUUUCCUGUUGAACUUCUCACCACCUUGUGGUAUAUGUUAUGACUAUUUCUGGACAUAGUAUAAGACAGCUCUUCUAUAUACUCUUAUCACUCAUGUCUCAGGAACCUAGUGGCUAGUUGAGUGAGUUGGAAUUAAGAAAAACAGAUGUUCCCUGGAUGCCUCUUACAACCUUAUCAUUGUUGUGGAUACAAGACAAACAUGGGGGCAGGAAAUAUUGUGCCUGAUUAUGCUUUUCUCCCUGUUGCUUGGAAAUGGGUGGAAAGGGAAGUGGGAUAUCUAUGUUCAGUGAUUUUCUCUUUCAGUAAUCAGAAAGCAAGAUAGAAUAUUACAUGAGGCAAGCAGUAAUGUGGAUCAAUAUCAGGGCUAGGUGUAUUGAAGGGGAAAGAAGGUCUUUUUGCUCAUCAGAUCAUCAGUUUUCCUUUCAUAUUGUUUCAAUCCUAUUACCUGUGGCAAGGAGAUUUUUGUAAGGUACCAGGAAAAGGACUGGGCCAGAGAAUUAAAAGAUAAGUGUGGCUUUAUUCUAGCUGAUGAAAGCCAAGUUGAAGUUUCAGUAAAUAGGAAAGCAUAAUUGGGUUACAUAUUUCACAUAUCUUGGUCUUCCAGAACCAAUACUCUGGAGCAGUGGUUCUCAAACUCUUUUUCUUAGUAUCUUUACGGUAUUAACAACUAUUGAGAAUAUGUCCAAAGAGUUUUUGUUUAUAUGGAUUACAUAAUAGAUAUUUAUCAUAAAUAGAAAAAAACUAAUUUUGAAUUUGUAGACCUUCUGAAAGAAUUUCAGAGACCCUCCAGAAUUCAUUGCACCACACUUUGAGAACCAUUGCAGUCUGGAGUAUGGACAUUCUUUCUCUUCACCUUGUUUUAUUUUUUUUUAAACUUUAGGCUCCCUAUAGUUUGAUCCUCUGUGCUUUCCAGGUGUCAGCACUGGAUCCUAGAGGUCAGGGUCAGUACUUGGAAGUCAAGCUUUAAAUUGUUUUUCUCAAAACAACUAAUGAGCAGAGUUUGUUGGCUUCUUGGUAAUCCCUAAGUACUAAUUUUAAAACAUAAUUGAACAUUAGAAAAUUUUUUUUUCUUUCUAUAUAGAAUUUGUCUGGUGAAUUAUUUGUGUGUUCAGUCCUGACUUUCUCGUCUUCCAUCCUUUUGGAUAGAGAAAGAAUGGCAAUGAUUUAGAUCUUUCUUCAUCCCUGGAUAUAAGAUCAAUUUCAUGAAUUUAGCUAGGGAUAUGUCACUUCUGAAAAGCUAACUGAUCUGAUAAAUUCAGAGAAGCCCAUUCCAGGGUCAACAUAAUAUAAGCCUACUGGUCAAUUAUGCAGUUUCUCUAGUUUUUUAGCUUUGGAAAUAGCAUCUACCAACAAAAGGGCACUAGGCAACAUUCCUCUGAAACAACCUAGAAGGAGAUAAUCUGGGCACAGGGUGUAACUUGUUUGUACCCUGCUUUGUUGGAUUAAUGAGGGCAGUUUCUUGCUCAUCAAAAGUCAUCAUUGUGCCAAAUCCAGGAGGUACAGCUGCUUUUUGUAUUUUCCUUCUCCAUGCCCUUUGCCAGUGAGGAAAAGUAUCCAGCUGUCCUUUACCCCUACUGCCAGCAGUUUGUAAAGCAACUGCCUCAUUCCCUCUGGUGCCAGCAGGUUGGCCAACAGCUGUUCUUUUUGGUUUUUGGUUUUAGCUUUGCCUAUUGCCACUGAGCAAGUAGGCUGCUAGUACAUACAUUCCUGGAGCCAUGGCAUGGGUAGGCAGCUGUGAUCCUGCUCUGCUAAUGGACACCUGUUCUUUUCCUCCCAGAGUUAAUAGCCAUUGGAUGUAGGAGCUUGUCAUUUGUUUACACUUAGCUGGAAUCAGAUCAUGGGGAAAUCUGCCACUUGGUUUUUUUUUUUUUGUUGUUGUUGUUGUUCUUUUUUCCCCAAAAAAGAGUGAGUCAGAACUUUGUCUAAGUGUCUGUUCUUCCACCCUCUCUCUAGGGAUGGAAGCAGCUUCAAGAAGAAAAUGCUAAAUCCUAGGCUGACCCUUGGAUAACAUGAAAUAGGCUAAAAAACCUCACACACUCCUUUCAAUGUCCCUCUCCUGUUUUAUGCCUUACUCCCCUACUAUUGCAUUCGGUGCUACUCCUUGGCUACCCAUGACUCCUACUAUGGUGCUCCGAGCUCAGGUUCCUUCUCCUUUAUUCCCAAAUCAACAUUUCUAUGACAUAUAUUUGACAAUAUGACAAUAUUUCUAUUUCUAUAUAGCUCUUGCCUAGUUGUCCCUAGAAAGGAUGUCAUUCAUUUAUUGAAUGUUUGCUGAACUGAACCAAAAAAAAUCAUUCAUUAAACAACAUUCUUCUUUUUUUCCAUUAACCUCUUUAUCUCUUUAUCCUUAUAUUCUGACUACCCUGCACAGUGCCUUGCAUGUAUAUGCUCAACAUAUAAUUUAAAAAACCCUCAGAAUAAAUAAUUGUGCAAAGCACAGCAAAAAAUACACAAAUGAAUAAGGUGUCUCUUCUACACAGGGUUAAUAGCUGAGCAUAUUAACAUAUUAGCCCUCCCUAUGAUGAACUCUAGUUCACUUCUUACAUGCCUCUUACAUGUCUCAGUAACCUGGCAGAGUGAGUUUUAAUAUAUGGUCAGUAUGUUUUAACCAAGAACUUUUGAAGAUUCUAAUUCUUUAAACAUAGAUUUAGAGCUAUAAUCUUGAGGUUCAAUUCCCCUCCCUUCAUUUUAUAGAUGAGGAAACUGAGACCCAUAAAGAUUAAAUUAUUUUUCCAGAUAAUAAGAGGGUAGAGUCAAGACUUUAUUCCCUAACUCAAAUCCAUUUUUCUUUCCACUGUACUGCCUCCCUAAUCAAAAGUAUGAAUUUCUUAGGUUAAUAGUGAUUUACAUGUAUAAAGCUAUGUUAUGCUCACAA
Antechinus flavipes (yellow-footed antechinus) is the source of this 4944-nucleotide messenger RNA. It is a transcript of the gene C1QTNF1, whose product is annotated as C1q and TNF related 1. NCBI's taxonomy places the organism in Eukaryota, Metazoa, Chordata, Mammalia, Dasyuromorphia, Dasyuridae. The transcript has 5 exons. Bases 410 to 1312 code for a protein of 300 amino acids. The record is from RefSeq and is a predicted model, not a curated record. Gene Ontology annotation, molecular function: protein binding.